Molecule: messenger RNA, 1332 nt
Organism: Plasmodium cynomolgi strain B
Lineage: Eukaryota; Apicomplexa; Aconoidasida; Haemosporida; Plasmodiidae
Product: RNA 3'-terminal phosphate cyclase-like protein
Exons: 1
Biological process (GO): endonucleolytic cleavage of tricistronic rRNA transcript (SSU-rRNA, 5.8S rRNA, LSU-rRNA)
Cellular component (GO): nucleolus
Molecular function (GO): RNA endonuclease activity
Source: RefSeq, a predicted model, not a curated record
GAAGGCCUACGGGAAUACGAAGCAAAGCUGCUAAGACUGAUCGACAAGUUAUGCGACGAUACAACUAUCAAAAUCAAUGAGGAAGGAGAUGAGCUAUAUUUCAAACCAGGAUUUUUAAUGGGGAAUGUAAAUGAUGAAGUGAGGAUAAGUGAUUUAGACAAUACUUUUUACUGUGGAAAGGAAAGAAGCAUUACAUACUUCCUUGAGUUCCUCCUUAUGGUAACUCCAUUUUUUAAAAACCCCAUCAAAUUGAAAUUAAAAGGAAUAACCGAUGAUUCUAUUGAUACGACUGUUCAUACGUGUAAAGUUAUAAGCGACCACUUUUUUAAAAAUAUUUUAAAAUUUGACGACCAUUUUUUGAAUAUCACUAUUUUGAAAAGAGGAAUAAAGUCUGACUGUUCAGGGGAGGUUCUAUUCUUUAUGGAUAAUCUGAAAAUAUUGGAUCCUUUCGACAUAAAUGAUGCUGGGGUGGUUAAAAAAAUUACUGGGACAAUUGUUUGCAAUAAAAUAUCUGCUGUGUUUAGAAAUAAAUUGAUGAAUUUCGCCAAAAAAAAUUUACUUAGCUUUACUCCAUAUGUCAGCAUACAGGUGGAGGAUGCCAAGGUUAAAAAUCUCAAAGCGGACAAUCAUUUUAUCUCGUUUUCCUUGUUUGCCCAUACGAAGAAUAAGUGCCUGUAUGCCACGGACUUGUGUGUAGAUGAAUUUUUCAUGAGGCACGCGCGGGGCGUUCUAAGCAGCGGGGGGGGAAGAGGCGAGAUAGAUGACCAAGACGAAGCAAUGGAGGACGAAGCAACGGAUGAAGAAGCAACGGACGGCGAAGCAACGGAUGAAGAAGCAACGGACGGCGAAGCAACGGAUGACGAAGCAACGGACGGCGAAGCAACGGAUGACGAAGCAACGGACGGCGAAGCAACGGGUGACGGAGUAACGGACGGCGAAGCAACGGACGACGAAGCAACAAACAAACUGCAGAGACACCGCAUCGCCGAGGAAGACAAACAGAAUAAAACCCUGCAUGAUGCGGACAUAUACGAGCGGCUGGGAUUUUUUAUAGCCCUAAAGAUGAUGAACGAAAUAAAAGGGCUUCCCUCGAUCGAUUCCAACUACCAGUGGCUGCCCUUGUUGUAUAUGGCGAUGGGAAAUGACUUGGCCGUUUCGAAAAUUUCCUUGAGCAUUGUAAAGCCGUAUUCCAUUGCGCUGAUUAGAUUACUGAGGGACUUUUUCAACGUCGUGUUUGACAUUAAGAAAGUGGAGAAGUCCCCAAUGGAUCACUCCUACCUGAUUAAGUGUGUGGGCAUAGGCUAUCGCAACAUUUCGAAGAAGACCUUUUAG